GGUAUAUUACCUAAAUCAAGCCUGUCAUUGGUUCUUCACCCCACCUUCUAUUCAUUCCUGAUCUCUUUGUCUCUCGAGCCUGACCUGGCUUCUUGUUCCCCUUCCAGCCUUGGUUUCUCUUCAACUUGCUUUGCUUCUCACAGAGCAUCCUCCACUGAGCCAUUGCUGCGUGCGCACUUGCAACUACUCUCUCACCAUGGCUCCUCAUGCGAACGGCAGCCAGUCUGGCAACGGCUCCAUCUCGACGUCUCGGUACCAUGCCUCGUCGACCCAGGGUGCAAUUGAUUCCGAGCACAAGUAUGCGGCUCACAACUACCACCCCUUGCCGGUUGUCUUCGCUCGUGCUUCAGGCGUCGACGUGUGGGAUCCUGAGGGAAAGCACUACAUCGACUUCCUGUCUGCCUACAGCGCAGUCAACCAAGGUCAUUGCCACCCCGAGCUGGUCAAGGCUCUGACGGAACAAGCAGGCCGACUUACAUUGAGUUCGCGCGCUUUCCAUAACGACGUCUUCCCCAAGUGGGCAGAGAAAGUGCAGCAGAUGUUUGGCUACGACAUGGUGCUGCCAAUGAACACGGGGGCUGAGGCCGUAGAGACGGCCAUCAAGAUUGCGAGAAAGUGGGCCUACAAAGUGAAGGGCGUUGCUCCAGGCGAUGCCUUGAUAUUCGGUGUCGAGGAGAACUUCCACGGUCGAACAAUGACAGCAGUGACGUUAUCUACCGACCCGGAGUCCAGAGACAAUUAUGGUCCAUAUGUGCCCAAUGUUGGUGCCCUCAGCCCUUCUACCGGCAAAGCGAUCCGAUACAACAAUGUCGCAGAUUUGGAGGAAGUCCUCGAGGCUCAUGGGAAGCAGACGGCUGCGUUCAUUGUCGAGCCUAUUCAGGGCGAGGCGGGAGUUGUCGUCCCCGACGAAGGUUACCUGGCCAAGGUCCAAGAGCUUUGCAAGAAGCACAAUGUGCUGUUUAUCUGCGACGAGAUCCAAACUGGAAUCGGUCGCACCGGGCGAAUGCUAUGCUCCGAAUGGGCUGGAAUCAAGCCAGACAUGGUCACGCUAGGGAAGGCCAUCUCGGGUGGCAUGUACCCUGUGAGCUGUGUCCUCAGUAGCAAGGAGAUCAUGCUCGUAGUUGAGCCUGGAACCCACGGAUCCACGUAUGGUGGCAACCCAUUGGGAUGCGCUGUUUCCAUUCGCGCGCUUGAGAUCAUGGAAGAGGAGCAACUCACUGAGAAAGCAGAGAAACUGGGCAGCAUCUUCCGGGAUAGCUUGACUGCUCUCAAGUCGCCACUCAUCAAGACUGUUCGGGGCAAAGGUCUGCUCAAUGCUGUCGUGAUUGACGAGUCGCAAACCGGGGGGCAUUCGGCAUGGGACUUGUGUCUUCUGCUCAAGGAGAAGGGACUUUUGGCUAAACCUACGCAUGGCAACAUCAUUCGCUUUGCACCACCAUUGGUUAUCUCCGAGAUGCAGCUUCGUAAGGCCGUGACCAUCAUCGGUGAGGCUUUGACAGAGUUGCCCAAAAUGAAGAAGCACGAGGACGUUCAUGUGGGAUUGGAGAAUUGAUACCACCCCACACUUGUCCGACACACACCCCGCAGUGACACAUAUACAAGGUCUUUAUUAUUUGUGAAUUAGGUGGCGUUGGUGUCUGACGGAACCCGCAUUGACAGGAAAAUAUAGAGUGGAAAAUGGAAAAUAGUGAGGGCGAGUUAGCAAGGCUAUCUAUGAGGUGGAGGGGAAGCGUGGUAAGCCCGAGGUCUCCCCCCCCCCCUCUUCUAUCUAGUAUGCGGGUUGACCUAUGAGGAUCAUGGAUACAGAGGACAAUAAACACAUCCCAAUGGAAACGUACGAGCAGGAAUGGUUCAAAGGAUAGUACCAGGUGUUUAUGAAAAUCAAAUAGGGUCAGCUAAUUCCUAGAUCGAACUCGGUACUAAGCAUGUGUAACUUGAUACCCAAUUGAGGAAUUCCCCAUUCAUCACAGCUACAUGAGCGUCAAGUUGCAAGCAAAGUAGGCUGUAGUAAUUAUUGGUCCAUUCAUCA
Messenger RNA from Pseudomassariella vexata, 2029 nucleotides. Its product is annotated as ornithine-oxo-acid transaminase. The record is from RefSeq and is a predicted model, not a curated record. Gene Ontology annotation, molecular function: L-ornithine transaminase activity; identical protein binding; pyridoxal phosphate binding. Gene Ontology annotation, cellular component: cytoplasm. The transcript is spliced from 3 exons. Lineage: Eukaryota; Fungi; Ascomycota; Sordariomycetes; Amphisphaeriales; Pseudomassariaceae. The coding region runs from base 197 to 1552 and encodes 451 amino acids.